AUGGCCGCCGAGCUGACGACAACAUCCCUUCCUCCAUAUCUUCUUCCCGACCGAGAAAUCCAUGUUAUCAUCUCAGUGCUCUCUGGCCGCCACCUAGCACCCGGAUACUACCAUGAAACGCUUAAGCCACUGCUCGACAGUCACGAUAUCAAAUACACGACGCAUAUAACGGAGUCUGCCAAGACCAUCAUUAACCUAACUCAGAAACUGUUUGUCGUCAAUGCCACACAAGGAGUCAAGCAAACAAUCAUUCUGCUCUCCGGGGAUGGCGGAAUUGUUGAUAUUGUAAAUACUAUGACAGGGGUCUUGAACCGACGAAAUGAUGACGUGCGGCCGCCUUCCAUAUUUUUGAAGCCUGUCGUCGUUCUUAUCCCUAUGGGAACCGCGAAUGCGCUGGCCUGGAGUUCCAAAGUGGCUCAUGAUCCCCUUGGAGUUUUGAUGAGAGGAUCGCCAAAGUCUUUGCCAUCGUUUCAAACCCGCUUGAGCCCCGGGGCCUCGCUGGUGAUCAAUGAAGGACGGGGUCGGGAGCCUCUGACGGAUUCAUCCGACGAGGAGAGCACAAUGUAUGGCGCGGUAGUCUUCAGCUGGGGAUUACACGCAAGUCUGGUGGCCAUGAGCGAUACUACCGAGUAUCGCAAGCAUGGGCUAGACCGAUUCAAGAUGGCUGCUCAACAAUUGUUGACAGACGCUCAUCAAUACCGAGGUAACGUCAAAUGGCGGAAAGGAGGCGGCGACUGGACAAGCAUUCCUGGAACGGAGCAUUCUUACGUUCUCGCCACUCUGGUGUCCAAUCUGGAGGAACAUUUCCAGAUCUCUCCUGCUCAACAACCUCUCGACGGUACCCUGCGACUUGUUGCCAUCGGUCCUGAACCUGCGCAAGAUAUCAUGCGCAUCCUUGGACUCGCCUAUCAGUCAGGCCAACACGUCACAGAUCCCAAGGUCACAUAUGAAGAGAUUGAUAGCCUCAGGAUUGAGUUUGAAGAAGAGGAAGAAGCGUGGAGGAUGUUAUGUAUUGAUGGAAAGAUUGUCACCAUCGCACGAGGAGGGUGGGUUGAAGUGACGAGGAUUCCUGGCGUCGGUAUAGAUGGCAGAAGGGUCAUUGAGCUGGUUUGCUAG
Rhinocladiella mackenziei CBS 650.93 is the source of this 1116-nucleotide messenger RNA. RefSeq lists its product as uncharacterized. Gene Ontology annotation, biological process: sphingosine biosynthetic process. The transcript has a single exon. Lineage: Eukaryota; Fungi; Ascomycota; Eurotiomycetes; Chaetothyriales; Herpotrichiellaceae. The coding region runs from base 1 to 1116 and encodes 371 amino acids. Gene Ontology annotation, cellular component: cytoplasm; membrane; intracellular membrane-bounded organelle. The record is from RefSeq and is a predicted model, not a curated record.